AGUGACAUGGGUCCCCACUGUGAAAACUAAAAAGAAUGCAAUCAUGUUUCUUUAAAUAGACAUUUUUUGGUAUUGUUUCCGCUGUUCUUGACACUUUCACCCUUGAGUUGGAAAAAAAUACUUGAUGGACAGCAGUCUGUGUGUAAGUAACCUCACAGUUUCCAGGACCUCCCUCAUUAUCGCCGUCAAGUGUUUACAGAGUCUUCAUUAGCAGCCAGCCCUCUAAUGAUAACAAAGCUUAAAAGAAGUCAUCAAUGGCCGCGAUAAGCAUGGCUGUGCUACUAUUUUGGUUGACACGAGUCCCCGUGUUUAUUCUUUGGAGCAUGGGAAUGGACCUCACUGCUAUGGUCCUUUCAUUUGGGCAUCUCCUUUGUCCAACAUUACCACCACAAAGCAAGGAAGUUGUUGGCCUAAAAAGAGUAUCAUUUAAAAAUGCACAACUCCAGAACAUUCUUGUUUCAGGUCUGUUUGAGUCUGGUGCUUUCUACAGGCUCCUGCACCUGCAAGCCACUCGGUAAUGACAUUCAAAACGAGGAGGUCCUUAGAGGAUUUCACUUCCAGCAGUCAGAGGUGGAUCUUCUGGAGGAGGAAGACAUGGACUCAAGGAUGGAAGACCUCCUCGGAACCAUGAAAGAAGACUUCCUGAGGAAACUCAACCUUUCCGAUGUGCCGCAGGAACACGGAAAGAUUUACCCUCCUCAGUUCAUGAUGGAACUCUACAACAAGUAUGCGUCCGACAGCACGGCGAUCCCUCAGUCGGAUGUCAUACGAAGCUUCGGUGUCCAAGACAUCACCCAUUCUGUGACAAACGGUACAGAGUGGAGGUACAGGCUGCUGUUCAACAUCAGCAUUCCCAGCCAUGAAAGGGUCACCACGGCUGAACUACAGCUCUUCUUCCUCCCCAAUGCUGGGUCAGAGGCCACCUCCCACAGUUACAAGGCCUCCGUCACUGUCUACACAGGCCAUGAACAGAAUUCCACGCCUCAAAUACUGGCUUGCAAAGAGUUGACCAGCUAUCAGAACAUGUGGGCAACGUUGGACGUCACCUUAGCGAUGCAGAAUGGCGUCAUUUUAGGCCACGGAUUAACUGGAUUGGACGUAGUGGUGGACGGGAAUGACUGUGGCGGCGAUGAAGGCUGUCUGAGCAUGAGCGUGUCAGUCGGAGAUAACACUUCGGCAGCUUUGAUCGUCUUCUCGGACGACUUUAGCAGCCGGAGAAGGGAGGCCAAAAAAGAACUGAGAGAGAUGAUGCUCCAUGAAGAAGAAACCAUCUUCUUCACCAACUGGAACAUAGAGGGUCAGCUCACCAACCAGAUUCCGGGGGCUCAGCAUCGCCGGAAGAGGAGGAAGGCGGAAAGGGAAUACUGCAGGCGAACGUCCCUCAAAGUCAACUUCAGAGACAUCGGCUGGGACAGCUGGAUUGUGGCGCCUCCGGAAUAUGACGCCUUUGAAUGCCGGGGAUUGUGUUACCACCCGCUGACGGAUGAAUCCACUCCGUCCAAGCACGCCCUCAUCCAGACGCUGAUGAACAUCAGAAACCCCAAGAAGGCUAACAUGGCUUGUUGCGUUCCCAUCAAACUGGACCCGAUCACCGUCAUGUAUCAGGAGAACGGACGCCUCACGAUUAGAUACUUGUACGAGGAGAUGAAGGUGGCAGAGUGCGGGUGCAGGUAGUCAGAAACAAUGCAACUAUUAUCUCUGUCGGCAGCAAAUUAUUAUUAUUACUACAAGUACACAUCAACAGAACAAAAUAGGGCUGUCCAAAUGAAUCAUUUCAUCCAUCAUCAUUCAGAAUCGGAUUAAAAAUGUUAACACAAUUAACCCACCUGCAGCACUAAACGACUCAAGCCCUUGAAACGUGAACAGUUCGUCCUUGUAGCACAGUGAGAUGUGUCGUGACAUGCUAUAGAAGUAAACAAGUCAAUAUGGAGGACUAAUCAGUACAAAAAAAACAUCAAGGAGACAUUACUGAUGCCAAAUGUUAUGCACACUCCGCUGGAAGUAAGGGUUUUAUUCCGGAGUAAAAUAGCACAUUCAUCACACAAAAGGAGUCACAUGUCCACAUUAACAUGGAUAAAUGUUUGUUUAGAAAAAUAUGAACAUUGUUAUGUUUGUACAGUAUAUACACACAGUUGUACCUCUAACUUAAAGUACCAGUACAGUGAAAAAACAAGUUGCCUCUAUAUGGAAGCUAUUACUCUCUCUCUCUCUCUCUCUCUCUCUCUCUCUCUCUCUCUCUCUCUCUCUCUCUCUCUCUCUCUCUCUCUCUCUCUCUCUCUCUCUAUAUAUAUAUACAUAUAUAUAUAUAUAUAUAUAUGUGUGUGUGUGUGUGUGUGUCUGUGUGUGUGUGUCUGUGUGUGUGUCAGGUUCAAACACUGAUGACAUGUAUUAAACGAGACAAGAAGCAAAGAAUUAAACAGAGACAGAAUUCAA
Molecule: messenger RNA, 2433 nt
Organism: Nerophis ophidion (straightnose pipefish)
Lineage: Eukaryota; Metazoa; Chordata; Actinopteri; Syngnathiformes; Syngnathidae
Gene: gdf2
Product: growth differentiation factor 2
Exons: 2
Coding region: 433-1674 (413 amino acids)
Biological process (GO): SMAD protein signal transduction; BMP signaling pathway
Cellular component (GO): extracellular region
Molecular function (GO): cytokine activity; growth factor activity
Source: RefSeq, a predicted model, not a curated record